AGCACCCAAGGGCUGGUCAAUCAAGCUGAGGGUUGAGUUUCCAUCCAGCAAUGCAGGCCAUGGGAGGCUGUAGGAGUGACGCUGUUAGAUCCCCUUUAUGAGAAUAAUAAUUUUUAUAACAACGUGGCUGGAGGACUGGUCAGGAGAGAAACUAGUGUAGGGGCUGUUGCAAAGGCUCCAAGAAGAGAUGAGACUGUUUGGUGAGUUUAGCCGCUGGAUGAAAGGCCGGAAGGAUGAGGUCAGCAGCGCACUGACACUGCCACCCAAAGCUUCGGCUGCUGCCGCCCUCAUGGAAAUUUCCUGGGGGAAGGGAGAGGACCCUUCCUCGGUGAACACUGGGGCUGCUCUGCGCGAGUUCCUGAGAAGCGGGCAGGUGGCUAGCUCCUCUUCCUUUUCAGCCCUCAGUGCCCAUUUUGCCGACAAAAAGUCCCAGGGUGACAGUACAAGAGACGCCUUUAGUGAAGGCAAAGGAAGGGACACUCCCCUCCUUUCCUGCCGACUCUCGCCCUCACUUCUUGAAAUCUUUGAUCUCCCUUCACCCACUCUGUCACUCUCCUAACACAACCAUUUCCAGGGACUAUUUCCAAGCCCUUUUCCUCAUCCCCGAACCCGCAGUUUUCAGCUGCCCCCAGUUGACUGACCAGGCUGCCUCGACGGCCCCAUUCACAGGCCCCAGCCUCCUCACCGGGCUGGAAGGCGACAACCGCGAAAAGGAGGGUGACUCUCCUCGGCGGGGGCUUCGGGUGACAUCAUAUCCUUCAAAUGCGAAAUCAGGCUCCAGGCUGGUCAAAGGGCGCAACUUCCCCCCCUCCCCUCCCCACCGGCUCCCGCGCGCCUCCCGUGGCGCCCGAGCUUCGAGCCGAGCCGCGUCCUGGGGAGCGUGUCAUGGCCCCACCCGUGACCGCCUUGCUCCUGCCGCUGGUCUUGCUGCUCCACGCCGCCAGGCCAAGCCAGUUCCGGGUGUCGCCGCUGGAUCGGACCUGGAACCUGGGAGAGACGGUGGAGCUGAAGUGCCAGGUGCUGCUGUCCAACCCGACGUCGGGCUGCUCGUGGCUCUUCCAACCGCGCGGCACCGCCGCCCGCCCCACCUUCCUCCUAUACCUCUCCCAAAACAAGCCCAAGGCGGCGGAGGGGCUGGACACCCAGCGGUUCUGGGGCAAGAAGUCUGGGGACACCUUCGUCCUCACCCUACGUGACUUCCGCCAGGAGAACGAGGGCUACUAUUUCUGCUCGGCCCUGAGCAACUCCAUCAUGUACUUCAGCCACUUCGUGCCGGUCUUCCUGCCAGCGAAGCCCACCACUACGCCAGCGCCGCGACCACCCACACCGGCGCCCACCACCGCGUCGCAGCCCCUGUCCCUGCGCCCAGAGGCGUGCUGGCCAGCGGCGGGGGGCUCAGUGAACACGAGAGGACUGGACUUCGCCUGUGGUAUCUACAUCUGGGCGCCCUUGGCCGGGACCUGCGGGGUCCUUCUCCUGUCACUGGUUAUCACCCUUUACUGCAACCACAGGAACCGAAGACGUGUUUGCAAAUGUCCCAGGCCUGUGGUCAAAUCGGGAGGCAAGCCCAGCCUUUCGGAGAGAUACGUAUAACCCUGUGCAACAGCCACUACGUUACUUCAAACUGAGAUCCUUCCUUUUGAGGGAGCAAGUCCUUCCCUUUCAUUUUUUCCAGUCUUCCUCCCUAUGUAUUCAUUCUUAAGAUUAUUAUUUUAGUGGGGGUGGGGUGGGAAAGAGUACUUUUUCUUUAUGUGUUUGACGGGAAACAAAACUAGGUAAAAUCUACAGUACACCACAAGGGUCACAAUACUGUUGUGCGCACAUCGGGGUAGGGUGUGGAAAGGGGCAAGCCAGAGCUACCCGCAGAGUUCUCAGAAUCAUGUUGACAGAGCUGGAGGCACCCAUGCUAUCUCAACCUCUUCCCCACCCAUUUUACAAAGGGGGAGGCUAAAGCCCAGAGACAGCUUGAUCAAAGGCACACAGCAAGUCAGGGUUGGAGCAGUAGCUGGAGGGACCUUAUCUCCCAGCUCAGGGCUCUUUCCUCCACACCAUUCAGGUCUUUCUUUCCAAGGACCCUGUCUCAGGGCAAGUUGCUUGAGUCUCCAACUGCAAGGGAACAAGUACUUCUUGAUACCUGGGAUACUGUGCCCAGAGUCUCCAGGAGGUAAUGAACUAAAGAGAACUGCCUUUGGCAGAGUUAUAUAAUGUAAACAUCAGACUCUUUUUUUUUAAAAAUAUAAUCAAGUCUAAAAUUCUGUAGACCUAAAAUAAAAUGAAGGGGUGAGCUUAACCUUUGAAAUCUAAUCCCUCUGUCUCUAAAGAAAAUCUCUGUGAAACCCCUACAUGGAGGUGGAAUUGCUCUCCCAGCCCUUGCAUUGCAGAGGGGCCGGUGAAAGAGGAGAGGCCGCUCCUUUGCAAAUAAAAUUUGAGCAUCAGUGAGGUUAAACUAAGGCCCUCUUGAAUCUCUGAACUUGAGAUACAAACAUGCUCCUGGGAUCACUGAUGACUUUUUAUACUUUGUAAAGACAAUUGUUGGAGAGCCGCUCGCACAGCCCUGGCCUCUGCUCAACUAGCAGAUACAGGGAUGAGGCAGACCUGACUCUCUUAAGGAGGCUGAGAGCCCAAACUGCUGUCCCAAACACGCACUUCCUUGCGUACUGUAUGGUACAAGCAAUGCCUGCCCAUUGGAGAGAAAAAACUUAAGUAGAUAAGGAAAUAAGAACCACUCAUAAUUCUUCACCUUAGAAAUAAUCUGUUAAUAUGGUAUACUUUCUUCCUGAUUUUCUACGCAUACGUGUAAAAUAUGUCUUUCUUUUUAAAAUGGGAUUGUACUAUGUUGUUAUAAGUGGCUUUAAUGAAUAAACAUUUGUAGUAUCCUCUUUAAUGGGUAAACAGCAUCC
Molecule: messenger RNA, 2900 nt
Organism: Rhinopithecus roxellana (golden snub-nosed monkey)
Lineage: Eukaryota; Metazoa; Chordata; Mammalia; Primates; Cercopithecidae
Gene: CD8A
Product: CD8a molecule
Exons: 6
Coding region: 763-1593 (276 amino acids)
Source: RefSeq, a predicted model, not a curated record